Trichechus manatus latirostris (Florida manatee) is the source of this 953-nucleotide messenger RNA. RefSeq names its product dynein light chain Tctex-type 1 (gene DYNLT1). Gene Ontology annotation, molecular function: dynein intermediate chain binding. Gene Ontology annotation, biological process: microtubule-based movement. Bases 230 to 568 code for a protein of 112 amino acids. The record is from RefSeq and is a predicted model, not a curated record. The transcript is spliced from 4 exons. Gene Ontology annotation, cellular component: cytoplasm; cytoplasmic dynein complex. Lineage: Eukaryota; Metazoa; Chordata; Mammalia; Sirenia; Trichechidae.
AAUAUGAGGCGAUUGAAAAUACCAUGGCUUGGUUCAGGCACACCUGAGUCCUCAAGGUGACAUCUUUGCUUUUUAACACUUUAAAGAGGUCUUUUGCAGCAGUAACAAAAACUCAAGUUUUGGGCGUCCUACUCAGUUUCCAUCAGGGAAGAGUGGAUUACAUCUUUACAAUGACUUGCUUCACCUGCUUCCACUCACUUAUACAAAGUCAUCUCAACAGCCGGGUGAAAUGGAUGGAGAUUGUAUUCUACUUCAAAGUGAAACUGCGUUUGUUGUUGAUGAAGUGAGCAACAUUGUCAAAGAGGCUAUAGAAAGUGCAAUCGGCGGUAACGCCUACCAGCACAGCAAGGUGAAUCAGUGGACCACAAACGUCGUCGAGCAAACCCUGAGUCAGCUCACCAAGCUGGGAAAGCCGUUUAAAUACAUUGUGACCUGUGUCAUUAUGCAGAAGAACGGAGCUGGGCUGCACACGGCAAGCUCUUGCUUCUGGGACAGCUCCACUGACGGUAAGACUUCCGUGUCAGCCUUCUUGGACCAUGCUGAAACUUACCUCAUAAAAGCAGUUUGAUGAGAUAGAGUAAAACCUGCAAAAGCUGGAACUUGUGUAAGGCACAAACCUGUCAGAGAAGGAAAACUAAAAUAUUUCCCACUAGAACGAGCGGUAGAAAAGUGGUAAGACUGUACCCCGUCAAAGGCGGAAAACUUGUGAGACCUGGAAAAACCAGGCAGUCGCAUCAAGUCCCGGCUCUCACAGGGUUCACUGUGUGUGCUUGAAUGUUCCAUGUCAUUGAAUGCAAGUUCAUCAGAGUUGCCUUUAAAAUUGUUUAUAAAUAAGACUUGCCAACCUUCUUUAUUUGUGUACCAUAAAAAGGCAGGUGCUUGAGUGUUGUGAUCUUCGUAUGGGAAUCCGGAAUGUCCAGUCUCCCCUUUUCCCAGUUGUCAGUGCUGACUGU